UUUAGUAUUGGUAAUGUUGUUAGAUAUUUGUGUAUAGAAUAUAGGAUUCAUUACUUUUAUCUAUGAGGAUGAAGCCUUUGUGUCUCAUUCAAAAGGGAACCCUUUGAACUUAUACUGGUGGUGCCCAUUGACCAAAAACCACAGGGUCUUACCUGUCCAGUGGUCUUUAUAGAAAUACAACAGGAAGUAUUAAUUAAAUACAAACUGCCGCUUGGCUUGCCAAGAGGCUAUGAAAGACUGUGACUGUGAUUGUCCAUGACUAUCCUGGGUAGUGUAUUUAAUUAAAUUUGUUUGUUGGACUUGCAUAGCAGAAGGUGAGUCAAAAUUUGAACCACUUUGCACAGCGGAGGAUGAGGCAAAAUUUGGACCACUUUUCUAAUUGUAUUACUUUUGCUGGUUGAGUAGUAGUCUUGCACAGUAUGCAUAAAGAGAGUCAGUUAUCACUUCUGAGUGCUUUCUUGAGUAACCAACACCUGCUUCAUUUUGGAAGUCUCUUGUUAUACUUCUCAAGGAAACACACUAUACUGGAGAGAAAAGGGCUUUAAAUAUUGGAAACUUCUUAAUUAUUCCAUGUAGACAAGACAGGUUUGGGUUUAGGAAGUGGGGGAAAGCCUGGUGUUGAUAAAAUAAUCCCUGAUGAAUUACAGAUUAAUAUCAGGAAUAUGAAUAUAUUUUAUCACAACAGGAGUGAGCCCGGAGGUGGGCACAUUCUGAGGAGAGUUUAAUUCCUGCAUAGAAGUCUGGAAAAUCUUGGAGAAAAUGACCAGUGCAGUGAGAAUAGCUCCAGCAUCUGUUCUCUCCCCUGGUGUAUAUACUUGUGUAACCACCACCCAGAUCUAAAUAUAGGACAUUUUCAGCCCCCAAGGAAAUGCUCUGGUUGAUGCUCCAUCUCCCAGAGGAACAUCCAAAGUUCCCGGGAAAGGGAGCUGGGGGUGGAAAAAUCACGUUUGUAUAAAUUCCAUAUAAAAAAGAAAAGAGACCAGUUGAGGACCCAGCAUCAAGCUGACUUGGGACUGGAGAUGUUGGACACCAUCGCCGCUUCCCUGCAGGACCUGGGCAGGCAGGUGCUGCCCACUCUGCUCUCGCUGAGCCAGGAGGAAGUCUCUACCAUUUGGGAGAACGUGUCAGAAUUUGUCGAGCGGCAGCUAUCCCUACACAAGGGAGUUCAUAUUCCAGGACUUGGAACUUUCACUUUCACGAGACAAAAGCUUGAGGUGGGAAACAACAAGUUUUUUCUAAUUCAGAGGCCCACGUUUAUCAUGGCGGAGAAGUUAGUGCAGAUCCAUGGACUCAAACAAAACAAAGUAUAUACUCCUGGUGACAUCCCAGUUGUUCCUCUUAAUUUUGUCAUGAUCUCCCUGGAGGGUCCAUUUAGCAGAGAUACAGUGGAAGGAUGUGUGAAGGAGACAUUGCUUUUUUUAUCACGAUCCAUUUCCAUCAAACAAAAUGUGGAGUUUACAUUCAAAGGAAUUGGGGUCCUCGUGAUUAAAGACGGCAAAGUGAAGAUGAGAUUUUAUAAGGACUUCCUUUGUGCAAUGGAUGGAAGUGGGGCUUUGGCAAAAGCCCUAGCAAAUAGGCCUGACACUGUGGACUCGGUGUUGUCUAGCAGAGAGGCCUUGGGGAAGUGGCCCAACAGCGCGCUUGCAUUUCCAAGGAUUGAGCUCAAGCAGAUGGAGAACAAACCACCUAUGGAGACCAUUGUAGAGGAAGGUGGAAGGAAUAGACAAAGGAAGAGCAAAUUAAGAGGCCAGACAGACAAAGAAGAAGGCGCCCGAGAGAUCUUACCACCCAAGAUAAUUCGAGAUAGACAAGCUACCUCCCUUACCGAAGGGAUAAACGUCAGUUCGUCGAGCAAACCUGAGCAGAAUGGGAGUGGAGGGAAGAAGGGGAACCUUGAAAGCUUAUCAUCUCCAGGUGGUCUGAAAAAUGACAAUGAAACAAAGCCUAAAAUUUCUCCAGCCCCUGCUUGCCAGGAUCAUAACAGGGCAGGACAGGAAAUGUGUUACGUGUGUUUGCAACGAGCACAACGAAAUUCCCCACUGUACUACAGUGAGGAGAGGAGGAGGAGGGAGGUAGAGGACGAGCGGCUCAUGCAGCAGCAUCAGCUGCUGAAAGACCAGGAGGCCCUCUUCAAGGAGCAGAUAAGAAGCCUGGCUAGUAGAGAACAGAAUCAAAAAAAUGCUGCCUAUAAUCUUGGAGUUGCUGAAGCUAUAAGAAUCCACAAGAAUGAGAAACCUGAAUUUUAUAAAUCCUUCCUGUUUGAUAAACGGUCACUCAGUCCUGAGAUUAAUGCUUUUAAGCAAGAAGAAUAUUCCCAAAGUCUCCUGAAACAAAUGGAUCACAGACGGGAAAAGGAUAUAAAGCAAAGACAGAACAGAGAGUUGAUGGAUCGCCUGGAGCAAGUCCAGCUCACAGAGGAACUUGCUGCACAAAGGGCCAAAUAUAUAAAAGAUAAGAUGGAAGAAACACAGUGUUACAAGAGAGCUUUGGAUGCACAGAUAAAGAACAAACGCCCCCAGCUGCCCAUGUUUGAGCCAGACUCUUCUGAACCCAUCUUUGGUAAGAAUGAGGGUGAGCUGAUGGUGGAAAAGCGAAAGCAAGAACAGAAUUACAUGAAGCACCAGCUGGAGGCAGCUGCUAACCUCAAGAGGAGAGCCAUCCUACACCAGCUGGUGGACCAAAAGCGGGACUUGCUGAUGCUUCAGAGGACACACAAAGAGCACUUGGCAGACAGGAAUGCUGAGCUGGAGCGACUGAACAGAAUCAACCAAAGCUUACAGAACGACUGGGCACGAAGUGCUGUAAUGAAGAAGCAGCGGGACCUGGAGGAGAAGGCUUUCGAGAGGGCUUCGGACAAGCUCUUCCUCCUGGACCAGUGUGAGAAGUACCGGCGCUGCCGGCAGUGCCAGAGGCGCACCUCCAACGUGGGCGAGAGCAACCUGUGGCCCCUGAGCAAGUACGUGCACGGCUCCCGGCUGUUUGUGUAAAAGUCAGUGUGCGCCUGCGUUUUCCAGGGGGAGUUUUUCUUUUUUAAAUGUUUAGGGAUGAUGGUGCAACUACAUAUCUGUACUAUAAAGAAAAAAAAAUUUUUUGCGGUUUCGGUGCUUUCAGGAGUAGACUGAAUUCAGUUUCCAGGUUCUCCCCUCCUGUCUCACUGACCCCCCCGCCCCGAACCCUGCGCGGGCCGUCGCGGCCGGGAGGGGACCCGGCUUCAUUCUGGCUGAGGGGGUGCUGCUGACCCAGCCCUGCCACUCUGUGACUUUGUGUGAGGAGCUUUUUUCCCUCACCUAUAGUGAAUAGUGUCAUAAUAAAUACUCUACGUGUUUGUGCAUAACAAUUCAUAAUGGUAAAUUUUACUACCACUCCCUCCCACCCCCCAGCUUUAGAUUUUUCCAGAGGACUGUAUGUGUGAGCCUCCCAGAGGUCGGGUAGGCUAUUUGCCUCACGUGGUCAGAGUGAUGCUUCCUGAAUUUUCUAGUUGCUGACACACCUGGGACUUGCUGGGACCUCAGGGGUUAUUUUGCUCUUGGUGAUCUUCUGGCCGACCCUUCCUUCCUCCAUCCGGCCAUUUCUACACCACGAGUGUAGGUUUAUUGUUGAGAUAAGUAUGUAUUGUGAGGGGAGCCUGGCUGGCUUGCCAGGGUCCACCUUCUGCUCUUACUGCUUUCCUUGCAUCCAUUCUUAAGCUGUAUGUGCUGUGGAAGAGGGCUAGCUUCCUAUUACGAGACUGAUUCUCAGUUAAGGUGUAUGUGUUCUCAACCAGAACUUUCUUCAUUGAUCUUCACCCUCUGUCUUUCCUCUCCCUGCCCUGUCCUGCCACUCAGGUAAAACAAUUAACUAAGCAGAGUGAUGUCUAAAUUUCUGAAAUACAAAAACUGGAAAGAAAGUCCCUUAGACUCUCUGUUUUCUGCUUGCCACAUCUUUCUUAGAAAAUGGGGGAAGUAUAUGUGGGGAGACAUCCAAAAUAGUGUUUGGCCCUACUCCAAAUACAAAAUAGGAAUAUUUUGAGCCCUGAAUAGUUAAAGGGAGAAUAUUUACUCAAAUUGAUAUUGGGCAAAUUUUGUUGCUGAUGUUAUCUUUUUCUGUAAAAACAAGUAUGCUCUCUGGUGACUGUUAUCUUUUUCUGUAAAAACAAGUAUGCUCUCUGGAUUGUCUGGAACCUCCCUUCCCACACUUCCUGCAUUGCCACUUCCUUCCAUUUCCUCAGAAGAUCCCUCCAUGCAGGUCCAAUCAACACCAACCAAUAUUUAAAACAAUAGCUUUUCCCCAGGACUGCUUGACUUGCUUGAAAUCCAUCCCUGCUACACCCUUGGUGUAUUUCUUUGUCUCUAAUAGAUAAUAAAUUUCUAUAAUAGUGUUAUAUUAAUAUAUUAAAAAAA
Camelus dromedarius (Arabian camel) is the source of this 4379-nucleotide messenger RNA. It is a transcript of the gene CCDC81, whose product is annotated as coiled-coil domain containing 81. The coding region runs from base 1020 to 2987 and encodes 655 amino acids. Gene Ontology annotation, cellular component: centrosome. Lineage: Eukaryota; Metazoa; Chordata; Mammalia; Artiodactyla; Camelidae. The transcript is spliced from 17 exons. The record is from RefSeq and is a predicted model, not a curated record.